Funneliformis caledonium is the source of this 627-nucleotide messenger RNA. Lineage: Eukaryota; Fungi; Glomeromycota; Glomeromycetes; Glomerales; Glomeraceae. The record is from the annotation of a GenBank genome assembly.
AUGGAUGCUGUAACUGGAAAAAACAAGGAAUUUCAAAAACAGAAUAGGCAUACAGACGUGAAUUUAUCUGAUUUGAUAACUUACAUAAACAAGAAUGAGCCAUUGUUUGAUGGAAGUAACUACUUAAAAACUGGUAACUUUCAUUCAAAGAAAAUCGAAGAAUGUAUAUCAAAAAAUGAUUUUCAAUACGUUUCUUUUAAAGAAUUUUUAAAUAAUUCUUCUUUCUCUGUCUUGGAUCAGUCUCAAAUUGAAAUUAAAAGACAAGUUAAUAUUCUUAAAGAAUUAAAAGAUUCUGAUCACAUCAUAAGAUUCUUUAAUUGUAGAAGCAUUAUUAUGGAAAUUGCAGAACUGAAAAAAUCACAUUCUGAUCUUAAUAAAUCAGAAAUACUUAUUAGUAUUAGAAAACGUGUUCAUGACAAAUAUCUUAUAGAUCAAGAACCACAAUGGCGUUCUACAAUAUUUUUUAUUUGUCAUAAUCAUUCAAUAUCUAAACCAACUAGAAUUCUCUCUGUUGAAAAAGCAAUUCAGGAACAUAAGUCAAAUAAUGGAAAUAAACAGUUAGUAUGGCAAAGUUUUAAACAUCAUUUAGAAACUAAUAUUGAUGCAAAAUAUUGGAGAAAUUCUUAA